GGUGGGGGGGUGGGGUCACGGAGAGCGCUUCCGGGGUGAAGGCGCGGGGAGCUUUGUUGACAUCAUGAGCGGCGCGGGCCCUGUCUUGGCCGUGCUGGUGGUGGGCUUCCACCACAAAAAAGGCUGCCAGGUGGAGUUUUCUCAUCCUCAGAUUAAAGAUGAUAAUGGAGGCCGUUCACUGCCAGAGGAAUGGCAGCACCUGCCUUACCUGGCCUUGCCUGACGGUGCACACAACUACCUUGAAGAUUGUGUUUACUUCCACCUCCCUCCACGAGAUGGGGACAGAGGCAUCGUGUACGGAGUGUCUUGCUACCAGCAGAUGGAUUCGGAGGCUCUCAAGGUGCGCGACUCCGAGGUGACACGUGGUACGGUGCAGAAGAGCGUGUGUGUGCUCAGCCGACUGCCCCUUUACGGGUUGUUGCAAGCCAAGCUACAGAUGAUCACUCAGGUCUACUUCCAAGAGAAAGACUUCUCCAAAACCGAUGUUUUAAAAGAGCUGUAUGAACAACUCAAUAGCACCUUGGGUACAAAUCAUCUGGAACCUUCUCAUCUGUACAUAGGCUUAUCCGUCAGAGAGCUGCUUCUGCAUUUUGGACACAAGGCACUUAUGCUCUUCAAAUUAAUUCUGCUGGAAAAGAGGGUGUUAUUUUUCAUUGCACCCGUCCACACAUUGGUUGGAACAAUAAUGGCACUACUCUCCCUUUUUCCAGGAAUGAUAGAACGCGGCUUUGUGGACUCGGUGUCCUACAGAAGGAAGGAUUCUAUGGACGAAGCCGACUUUCUGGAAUCGGCAUUUCUUUUCACGUCCACCUUCACAAACUCUUUUCAUUCGACUCAAGCACAAAGCUACAGCGAACAAGUAGCGCCAAACACCGAGCCAAGGAGGACAGGGCCCUCUGAGAGGGCAUGUGCAUCAUUUCCGUUGGACUCGGAAGGGAAUGGGGUUAAUGUGGAGGUGGGCAGAGCGGAUGAUACAGAAGAGGCCCGGGCAGUUACAACCAAGGGUCUGGUCCGGAAAUUGUCGAUGGGCGAUGGAGCCCCAGUGGUGGUGCAGCCUCUGCAUGCCUCCGGUGACCCGACUGCCCGGGUCACCAAGGGUCUCCUCUCGGGCCUGGAUGAGGACCAAUAUGGCAUGCCGCUUGCCGUAUUUACCAAGGGCUACGCGUGCUUGCCCUACCUCUCCCUGCAGCAGCACUCCCUGCUGAGUGAUGUCUCUCUUCGAGGAUUCGUGGUUGGAGCCACUAACUACCUCUUCCGCCGACAGAAACACCUCACCGACGUCACAGUAGAUAUAGAGAAGGCUCACCUGGAGUUCCAGGACGCUGCUCUGGAACGUGCUCUGAGCCCCACGACAGCAGACCUGCGCUUCCUGGCACUCCUGGAGCGGCAGGUGCGAGAGAACGGGGCGAGCGGGGCCUCCGACAGUGACGGGGGGGUCAGUGCGGAGUGGGAGGGCAGCGAGGAGUGGGUUCGCGCCCACUUCCGCCUCUACCUGAUGUCGCUGCUCGCCACCACACAGCUGCCGGACAACGAGGCGAUGCUGGCAGACUACGGCAGCGAGUUCGUGGAGGCGUGGCAGGAUACGCACAACCACCGCGUGUGGAGCAGCAACAAGCACCCGGCCAUGCGUGACGUGCAGCCAGGACACCCUUUCCAGGGUCACUACACAGUGGCUGACGUCAAAUUGCGACUAACAUACUCUGUGCAAAGCAGCGAACGCGGUCGGCGGAUUGGCACGGCCGUGCUGUCAACUAGCCGCUCGGUCCUGCAGACGGGGAAGGCUGUCGGCCAGUCCGUGGUGGGUGGGGUGUUGAGCGGCGCCACCAACGCCAUGUCCUCCUUCUUCUCGUAUUUUUCCGGCCGUCCCAACCAGCCGGGCAACUCUGCAGCGUCCUGGGGAGGUCACACAGAUGAGCAAGAAUCUGGAGCGAGUGUGUAUGCAGACCCCCUGUUCCACGAAGCCAUCCAUUUAACCUCUGACCCCUGAAUGUGCUGAGGGGAGGGCGCUGUAAUAAGGUGAACUGAUGAGGAAGUUUGAUUGGUAUACAUUGAAAUGGCUUGUAUUUAAUUUAUUUAUUUACUUGAAAUGUGUUUUAUCUGUAAAUGGUACGAAAAGUAUUUUUUUAUAUUGUUUACCUGCCGCUAACAAUUGAUAGCAAUGUUAUGUACACCUCUAAAUGUAACCCUUUCAGGUAAGCAAAAACUUACAAUUAUAGAGAACUCAACAUAACAAACGUCUCGGAGAACAUUGAAAAUGUGGAUGUUGAGCACACUUUGUGCGCGACAAUCAUUUAUUGCAGCACCUUCCCCUUUCCCGGAACAGAAAAUGGACAUGAACAGGAAAUUACCAAGUCGCACUUGGUCAUUCUUUUUGCGUAGUUUGUGUGGUUAAUCGCGAGCCAUUCGCAGAGACACUCAAAAGUUUUUGAAAUUAUUCUUGAUGAGCUGAAAAUAUUCAGAUAAGCAUAAAAGGGUCUGUUUCAGAAUAUAAUUAAAAUAAUUUUACUCUAUCGUCCUAUGGGCAUUCUAGAACAGUAUUUUCCAGCAGCAUGUCUUUACUAAGGCAAACUUUAGACUGAUUUUAACUUUGAAUUUCAUAAGUAGGGUGUGGCCCAUUAAAUGCUGCUGAGAUGCUUUUUUUUUGCAAACAAGAGUGCUACACAAACACCGUGAAGCCUAUUAAGCAUAGUACAGAAAUGUUGUACAGAAUAUGUGUUGUUGUCGUGAGUUAUUGACAAGAAUCCAAGUCUCGGGCGAAGCCGGGUUGUAAAGCUAGUUGGUAAUAAAUAAUAGACAUGGGUCUGGUUCCCCAAUGUAAAAUCAAAUGUUGGUCUGUCACCCUAUGGGCCUUCGAGACCAACGUUUUCCAACAGCAUAUUCGUAAGCAGGACAAGGUUACAUUUUGAUUUAAUUGCUUUCGUGACUGCAGUAAUUCAUAUUCUUAGCUCUUUCGGCAAAGUCACGUUGAAGGGAAACAAUAAAAUAAUAAAAUAUAUAUA
Molecule: messenger RNA, 2999 nt
Organism: Petromyzon marinus (sea lamprey)
Lineage: Eukaryota; Metazoa; Chordata; Hyperoartia; Petromyzontiformes; Petromyzontidae
Product: late secretory pathway protein AVL9 homolog
Cellular component (GO): cytoplasm
Source: RefSeq, a predicted model, not a curated record